This is a messenger RNA of Pelmatolapia mariae (spotted tilapia), 1071 nucleotides long. RefSeq names its product mitochondrial ribosomal protein L10 (gene mrpl10). Gene Ontology annotation, molecular function: structural constituent of ribosome. Gene Ontology annotation, biological process: translation. Gene Ontology annotation, cellular component: mitochondrial large ribosomal subunit. The coding region runs from base 42 to 800 and encodes 252 amino acids. The transcript is spliced from 5 exons. NCBI's taxonomy places the organism in Eukaryota, Metazoa, Chordata, Actinopteri, Cichliformes, Cichlidae. The record is from RefSeq and is a predicted model, not a curated record.
CGUUCGUCACUUUCCUGUAUCACGACGGUUUCCUGUGAAAGAUGGCGGCGACCUUGUGUUCAAAAUUGCUGCCAAAACAGGGAUGGCUUCCCCUCACACAGAGUGUCCGACACGGGUCCAAGGCUGUGACCCGCCACAGGAAGCCUCUGCACAUCCAGAAACAGAAGCUGCUAGCUGUUACUCAGUACAUCCCCCCCGCACGGGAGUUUCCUCCAGGCGCUUACCCGUCCCAGACCAAACGCGUCCAGGAGGAUAAUGAUUUGACCUUACUAAUGAAGAGGGAGUUGAAGAAGUUGUUUGAGGAUUGUAAAAUGAUCGCUGUGGUCCAGAACAGCAGCAGCAGUGCUGAAGACAUGAUGACUCUCAGGCACCUACUUUACAAACACAACAUCACAGUCAAGUUCUUCCCCAACAAGGUCGUGCGGUCGUUCCUGAGUGACUCCAUUUACUGCAACAUGGGUCCUCUGUUCGUCGGCCCAACGGUUAUGUUUGUUAGCAAAGAGCCGAAGGUGAAAGAGAUGCUGACGACUCUGAGGGGCAGCCCACAGAUGACACUCCUGGGAGCCUGUAUAGACAACACGCUGCUGAGUGCACAGGGCAUCGUGAGCUACUCCAAACUGCCGUCAAUGACUGUGAUCCAGGGCGAGGUGGUGAGCGGGCUCUCCAUGCUGACUUCCCACACAGCUUACCUGCUGCAGCGCCACCCGGCCCACCUGUCACAGCUGCUCCAGCAGUAUAUCAAACAGCAGAGCUCGGAUGGAAGCGCAGAGGCAGCUCCUAAAGCAGAGGAGGCCACGUAGAGCUACAGAGGACAUUACUGGGACUGGUGACUUUCAGAUCGAGAGCCAAGUGGAACAGCAAACGACUGUAAAUGGACUGGAUGCAGUCUUUGUUUUAAUUUGGCAUCAAUCAGACUUGAUUGAAAAGAAAGUCUUGAGUGAAAGAGAUAAAUUGGUGACACAGUGAGCGUCCACCUUUCGGACACCUCAGCCUGGAGGUGUCUCGAGUUAUUGGAUAAAUAAUGCUUCAAAUGGCUUUAUUUAAGUGUUUAAUAAAUGAUUUCAGUGCUUA